Messenger RNA from Theileria equi strain WA, 1161 nucleotides. RefSeq lists its product as hypothetical. The record is from RefSeq and is a predicted model, not a curated record. The transcript has a single exon. The coding region runs from base 1 to 1161 and encodes 386 amino acids. NCBI's taxonomy places the organism in Eukaryota, Apicomplexa, Aconoidasida, Piroplasmida, Theileriidae.
AUGGCGGCUCCACUGCAAGUAACAAUUGAUCUAAAAAACAAACCGAAUGGAGAUCCUCCUCAAGAAAUAACUUAUGAUGGAGAUCUUCUUACCACUGAUAAGAAAAUUAAGGUUACAAGAACUCUCUAUCCUCCUAGUGGAUCCGCUCAUGACUUCUACAGGUAUACUCAUGUGGAUUCUCAUGGAGGAAAUCAACCAUUCGAACUUGCACAAGUACUAGAUGAUCAGAAUAGUCCUAUUAGCGGAAUCCAGGAAUCUCAGGAUAAUAAGGUCACUUCAGUUUCCGCUUAUUACUGGAAACAUGAGAAUGGUGGUAGGGGUCUACCUAGUAAAGCUCUCCUAGUUGAAUUAGUCAGCAGCACUGAAACAAAGUACUAUAGGAAUAGUCAGAAUGGUACAUGGACUAAACAUAAGAUAUCUGGAAGCCCUACUAAGGAGGAUUUAGAAUUGCUAAACUGUGAGAUAAAUUAUGCGGUUACCAUUGACUUAUCCUUUUCUAGAAAUAAUGGAUCUUACUGUUGCAAAGAACAUGGUUGUGGUCGAGAAAAGGUAUCCGUUAGUAAGGACUUUAUCACUGUUGGCUCUUCACCUAUUCCAUAUCUCAAACAUGAGGUUGAUCAAAAUUCAAAAGUGGCGGCUAUUAAGUACAAUGAUGGUGGUCAUAAUAGUGGUGCUGGAACUAGGAAGAAUAUAACUUUGGAAGAUGUUCCAAAUCUUCCCAAUCUCUGGUGUCAAGGUAUAUAUACAUUUUACUGUUCAGAGAAUGACCCAGUAUUGAUAUAUGUUGACUCACCUGGACAAGGUGUCAAUGGUUGGUACCAGAAAGGUUCUGGUGAUGAAUCUCAAUGGGUAAAGACUCCUAGUAUGGGCAUUAAUAUAACACCAGAAAUUUUAAAAACCUGUAGUCACAAUGACUUUAACGAUCUUGUGAGAGCACUAAAUGAGGCUACUGGAUGUGGAAACUUGGAAGAAUGUAAACCUCCACCUCCAUCACCUCUUCCUGCUCCUCAAGCUGAUCAAAUUACUGGUACUGAGCCUUUUGCUUUCGCUACUCUUGGAUAUGCCUUAUCGGGUACCCUUGCUGGAAGUGCCGCAACAUUUUUUGGAGGAUGGAAACUUUAUAAUCGCUAUAAAGGAGAUCCUUGGGUUAGACAGAUUUAA